AUGGCGGCGCGCUCGCCUCCCUCCCCGCUCCCUCCGCCCCCAGCGCGACAGUUGGGUCCCUGGUCCCCACGUGUUGGGCGGGGAGCUGUGGUACACGCAGUGCGCAGCGAGGCCUCGGGUCUUGCGAAUGCAGUGCGGGAGGGCGUCGUGGACAAAAACGAUAUAUGCUGGCGGGGGCCAGGGGGGGCAGCUCCGGCUCAGGCUCCCCUCCUCAGCUCGCCCAUGGGGUCCAAGCGACUAGAGGGCAUCUCGGUAGAGGAGGCGAUGGUGACCCGGACGCAGCUGCUGGAGGAAGAGCUGAGCAGCCUAAAGGAGGAGCUGGCCCUGUGUCAGGCUGAUAAAGAAUUUGUAUGGUCUCUGUGGAAACGUCUCCAGGUGACAAACCCAGAUCUCACACAAGCAGUCAGUUUGGUUGUAGAACGAGAAAAACAGAAAUCUGAAGCUAAAGACAGAAAAGUUUUAGAAAUUCUGCAAGUGAAGGAUGCUAAAAUACAAGAAUUGGAACAGAGAGAAACAGGACUAAAAAAGGAAAUAAAUGACCUUGUAAAACGGAAGAUUGCAGUUGAUGAAGAAAACAUUUUCUUAAGGAAAGAAUUCAGUGACUUGCAGAAGAAAUUUAAAGAUAAAAGUCAGGAAGCUAAGGACACUAAGGAGUGUGUACAGAAUAAGGAAGAGCAAAACAGACUGGUUAUAAAAACUCUGGAGGAGGAAAAUGAGAAAUUAAGUACCCGCUGCGCUGACCUGCUAAAUGACCUGGAGAAACUGAGGAAGCAAGAAGCACAUUGGAGAAAAGAAAAAUAUAGCAUUGAUGCAAAAAUAAAGGCCUUUGAAGAUGAUUUAAUUGAAGCAAGAAAAGAAAUUGAGGUAUCACAGAGUAAAUAUAAUGCUGUGUCAUUACAGUUGAAUAAUAAACAGACUGAACUUAUCCAGAAGGAUAUGGAUAUUACCCUUGUCAGGCAAGAGUUGCAGGAGCUGCAGAACCUAUACAAACAGAACAGUGCACACACAGCACAGCAAGCGGAGCUGAUCCAGCAGCUCCAGGUUCUGAACAUGGACACACAGAAAGUACUGAGGAAUCAGGAAGACGUCCACACAGCCGAAAGCAUAUCAUAUCAAAAACUUUACAAUGAGUUACAUAUUUGCUUUGAAACCACAAAAUCAAGUGAAGCUAUGCUCCGGCAAAGUGUUGUUAGUCUUCAAGAUCAGCUAUUUCAAAAAGAGCAAGAAAAUGCUAAAUUAAAAGAAAGGCUUCAGGAAUCACAAGGAGCACCCUAUCCUUUACCUCAAGAAAGUGAUUCAGAGCACUCAGAACAGGUAUCUCAACGGCCAUCUUUAUCGAGCUUAGAAACUUUAAUGGUCUCACAGAAGUCUGAAAUCGAGUAUUUACAGGAAAAACUAAAAAUAGCAAAUGAAAAACUCUCAGAGAACAAAUCUACCAACAAGGAUUCCUCAGAGAAGGGCAUCUGGACAAGUACUGAAGGAAAACAUAAGGAACCACCUGUGAAACGUUCAAGGUCUUUGUCCCCAAAGAGUUCUUUCACAGACUCAGAGGAGCUGAGGAAGCUGAGGAAAGCUGAAAGAAAGAUUGAAAACUUAGAGAAGGCGCUACAACUAAAGAGCCAAGAAAAUGAUGAGCUAAGAGAUGCCCAUGAAAAACGCAAGGAAAGGCUACAGAUGUUACAGACCAACUACAGAGCAGUAAAAGAGCAAUUAAAACAGUGGGAAGAAGGCAGUGGCAUGACUCCUAUCAGAAAAAUAAAGAGAGCAGAUCCGCAACAACUUCGCCAAGAAGAUUCUGAUGCUGUGUGGAAUGAACUGGCCUAUUUCAAAAGGGAAAACCAGGAGCUAAUGAUUCAAAAGAUGAAUCUUCAAGAAGAAUUGGAUAAACUUAAAGUACGUAUAUCUAUUGAUAAGGCAACAAUACGAGAAUUGAACACAUGUAUGGCAGAGAAAAGAGAAGAACAACUCUGUGGAUAUGGUGAAGAUGAUGGGGUCAAGAAGAGUACUCCAGAGAAGAAUGGGAAAGAAAUGUCAGAGCAGACAUGGCAGAAGGUCAUUGAAUUGGAAAGUCGGCUAAAAUCUUUUGAGAAAAGGUCAAGAAAAUUAAAAGAAGGGAAUAAAAAAUUAAUGAAAGAAAAUGACUCCCUGCAAUCACUCUUAAAGCAGCAACAGGAAGAUGCAGAGGACAGGGAAAAAGAGCUAGAACAGCUACAAAGGGGGAGUAAAGAAGUAGAAAAAGAUAAAGCUGGACUUCAAGUAAAAAUCAGUGAGCUGGAGAGAGAAGUCACUUCCCUAAGGAGACAAGUGGCAGAAGCUAAUGGUUUGAGAAAUGAAAAUGAAGAGCUGAAGAAUUCAAUGGAGAAACUGCAGCAAUUAGCAGACAAAGCUAAAUCUGAGAUGGCCACCACGGAAGUGAGGUCUGGACAAUAUGAUUGUAAGACAACCACUACCAAGGUUAAAUUUAAAGCCGCCAAGAAAAAGUGCCCUGUGGGCCGUUACCACACUGUUCUCAAUCACUCCAUCAAGGUUAUGAGCAAUGUGUUUGAGAACCUCAGCAAGGACGGCUGGGAGGAUGUGAGUGAAAGCAGCAGUGAUCCCGAAGCACAGACCUCUCAAAAUUUAGGAACAAUUAUUGUAGAAACAUCCCAGAAAAUAAGUGCUAUAGAAGAUGGAAGAGACCAGAAACAAAGUGACCAAACAGAAGGGAGCCAAACGCAAGGAAAAGAAAUGGUACGAAUAUAUUCAAACACAGAUGGCAAGACCCCAAAGGAUUAUUUUCAUUGCAAGAAUGCCAGAAAGCAAACUUUUCAAAAGAAGAAUGGUAAUGUACAAAAGAGUUCUCAUACAACAGUUCCUACCAGAGUUAACAGAGAAAAGUGGAAAAAUAUAACUUCCCAGAAGUCAAAUAGCAAUAUUAUUUUAUUACGAGAACGUAUUGUAUCUUUACAACAACAAAACAGCAUACUUCAUAAUGCCAAAAAAACAGCGGAAUUGUCUGUAAAAGAAUAUAAAGAAAUAAAUGAAAAACUCCUUCAGCAGCAACAAGUAUCUGAUCAACGAUAUCAGACAAGCAGACAGACAAUAAAGAAGCUAAAUUUGGAUUUGGCUGACCUUCGGAAGGAAAAAGAAGACUUACUGAAGAAAUUGGAGUCCUCAUCUGAAAUCACAAGUUUGGCAGAAGAAGUUUCCCGAGUAAUAGUUCCACGGAUACAGGUUACAUCACUUGGUCCUUCAAGGAGCAUGGAUUUGGAGAUGAAGCAAUUGCAGUGUAAACUAAAGAAUGCAACUAAUGAGCUCACUAAACAGUCCUCAAAUGUGAAGUCUCUGAAAUUUGAACUCCUAGCAAAAGAAGAACAUAUAAAGGAAAUGCAUGAAAAGAUAUCUCGAAUGGAGAGGGAUAUAACCAUGAAAAGACAUUUGAUAGAGGACUUGAAAUUUCGACAGAAAGUAAAUUUGGAAAGUAAUGAGAGUAUUAAUGAAAUGUUAGAAAAUCUUGAAAAAAAGGUGAAGACACUAACUGAAGAGUGUUCCAACAGGAAGGUGUCAAUUGAUUCACUAAAACAGAGACUCAGUGUUGCUGUAAAGGAGAAGUCACAGUUUGAACAGAUGUAUCAAAAAACUAAAGAGGAAUUAGAAAAAAAGGAUGUCAAGCUUGGUCUCCUAGUAUCAAAAAUAAGUGAGACCGAAUCUGCAAUGGCAGAAAUUGAAACAGCAGCAUCCAAGCAUCUUCAAGGAUUAGCACUGAAAAGUGAGCAGGCCCUAGAAGGUGCACAAAAGAAGUUGCUCUUAGCCAAUGAGAAAGUGGAGGAGUUCACCAUCUUUGUGAAGGCUUUGGUCAAGGAAUUACAAAAUGAUGUCUAUGAAAUAAGGCAACAAAUCAGAGAGCGUAAAAAAAUGCAGAAAAACAGGGACGCUUGCAGAACUUCAACCCAUAAAGCCCAGACGUUGGCAGCUUCUAUUCUCAACAUUUCACGGUCAGAUCUAGAGGAAAUAUUAGACACAGAAGAUGAAAUGGAAAUAGAAAGGACGAAGAUAGAUGCUGAAAAUGAUCGGGAAUGGCUGUUGUACAUUCAGAAACUUCUUGAAGGACAGCUUCCUUUUGCCUCAUAUUUGCUAGAAGCAGUACUGGAGAAAAUAAAUGAAAGAAAGAAACUAGUUGAAGGAUAUUUCACAAUUAUGAAAGAUAUUAGAUGA
Messenger RNA from Puma concolor (puma), 4194 nucleotides. It is a transcript of the gene CNTLN, whose product is annotated as centlein. The record is from RefSeq and is a predicted model, not a curated record. Lineage: Eukaryota; Metazoa; Chordata; Mammalia; Carnivora; Felidae. Gene Ontology annotation, biological process: protein localization to organelle; centriole-centriole cohesion. Gene Ontology annotation, cellular component: centrosome; centriole.